UAUAAUAUUAUUGUAUUCCCUCUCCCACUCAAUUCCGAAAGUCGGUUUGUAUUGUAAACCACAUUUUCUACUGAAACCCAACUCCACCAUACAAAAAACCGAAACCUCCAGACCCAAAAUUUGGCGAAUUCAAUUCAAGAACACUGAGGUUUGAUCUUCAACUAAGCAUUUUCCUGAAGAUUUCAUGGUUUUUUUUUUGGUGUCUGUGAAUCAUAGUCCUCAUUCUACUUGAGGAUUUUGCUCAGAUUCGAUGAAUAUGAACCAUUUUCCCGGCGUUGAUUCUGUUCGACCUCCAAUUGCUUCACUUAGAACUGCUACUCCACCUACUUCGACUUCUAAUUCUGUUGCUGCCUUCCCGGUUUCGGAGGAUGCGAGUAAGAAGAUCCGAAAGCCUUAUACAAUUACCAAGUCGAGAGAGAGUUGGACGGAGCAGGAGCACGACAAGUUUCUUGAAGCUCUCCAAUUAUUUGAUCGUGACUGGAAGAAGAUAGAAGCGUUUGUUGGCUCAAAAACAGUUAUCCAGAUUCGCAGUCAUGCUCAAAAAUAUUUUCUAAAGAUUCAAAAAAGUGGGAAAAGCGAGCAUGUACCUCCUCCUCGACCAAAGAAGAAAGCAUCUCAUCCGUACCCACAAAAAGCUCCUAAGAAUGCGGCCACUCAGAGUCCUGGGAUGUAUCAGCCCUUGUCUUCUCCAUGCGAACCAAGAUAUAUUUACAUUCCAGACUCAACAGCAGCGUUUGGACUUCCCAGUCCCAAUGCUACUCUUUCUUCUUGGAACUGUAGCCCUGUGCCGACUAUUGAUGUUUCACAAGUACCCAAAGAUGGUGUAAAACCAGGUGGACCAACGUCGGCACAUAGUAGCAGUAGUGAGAGCACUCCACGGACAUGGAAAAUUGGAGAAAUUUCCGAUCAAGGAGUUCAGAGCAUGCGAAACAGAGUAAUGCCAGACUUUGCUCAAGUUUACAGCUUCAUCGGCAGUGUAUUUGAUCCCACUGUGUCGGGUCAUCUUCAGAGACUAAGGAAGAUGGACCCAAUAAAUUUAGAGACGACACUGCUUUUAAUGCAAAAUCUUGCCGUCAACUUGAUCAGUCCAGAAUUUGAAAACCACAGAAGACUGAUUUCAUCAUAUGAUGAGGACAUGAAGAAGGCCAAAGCUGGUAGCUUCUUUAACAAUCUACACAAUGUCAGAUCAGACAAUACUAUUCUAUCUGCUUAGAAAAUAAUAAGGUGAACUAGAAGUCAGGUUUGGAAGUUGAUAUUGUCGCAAUAUAUGUUCAAUACAUCAUGUGGCCAUAUGUUGAGCUAGUCGUGCUGGUGGCCGUUCUCGAAUGUAUCCUUUGUAAAUGGUAGGAAGUACUUGAUCAUAAAGGCAAUGUAGAUAGGGUGAUUUUACUCUCUGCUUUGUUCCCUGCGGAUCGAGAUCGUGUAUAGAGGUUUGAGUACAUAUAGGGAGUUUCAUUUGUAUUUGAGUUUGUAAUAUUAGUUGGUGUAUUGUAUAUCUAUAAUGAACAAGACCAUAAUCUCCAUAAGGUUGGAUCAUAAAGUGAUCUUAUUCGUGAAAUUGUUUUGUGAACUUCCUUUAAAUUUGUUUCAAUGUUUAUAUAUAGUGUCGACUUGCGACCAAUUCAAGGCCCUUUACAUA
This is a messenger RNA of Benincasa hispida (wax gourd), 1639 nucleotides long. Its product is annotated as Homeodomain-like superfamily protein. Gene Ontology annotation, molecular function: DNA binding. NCBI's taxonomy places the organism in Eukaryota, Viridiplantae, Streptophyta, Magnoliopsida, Cucurbitales, Cucurbitaceae. The record is from RefSeq and is a predicted model, not a curated record.